Molecule: messenger RNA, 1086 nt
Organism: Tremella mesenterica DSM 1558
Lineage: Eukaryota; Fungi; Basidiomycota; Tremellomycetes; Tremellales; Tremellaceae
Exons: 5
Coding region: 1-1086 (361 amino acids)
Source: RefSeq, a predicted model, not a curated record
AUGUCCAACAAACCCAACUUUACCAAUGCCGAAUGGAAUUUGCUCGCUUGGAUGGCUACCGAAGGCUAUCCUCAAGGUCAACUGAACGCAACUCUUGGUUUGAUGGGAAACACCGUCAAUCCUCAGGACCUUGGGAAUCUCCCACUUCCUACUUCCAACAUGGUUGCGAAUAAUCUUACUACCGAGUGGCCGCCUGUUCCACCGAUUGUACCUCCGCCAAAUAUAACCGUACCCAAUGAAACUCUUCGCAACGAUACUCCUGCAACUUCUUUGGAACCAACUUUGACAGGUAAUGAGGAAUGGGAAAAAUGGCUUGACGAUGAAGGUCUGGAUGAAAUUCUUCAGCAGUUGGAGGGGAAUCCCAGUGAUGGAUCUUCAGAAACAAGUGGGGCAAGUGUCAUCGCUCAAGCUGGAUCACUUGCAAGUGAUGUGAGUGACGGGUACAUGGGUGAUGUAGACAACUCUGCCCACUCUCCUUCACCUGCAAUGUCGAACACUACACGCAUUCAUGAUGAAAAAUCUCUCGCCAUUACCAAAUACGGGGUCAUCCGAGCUGCAAAGUGCAUCAACUGCUCGUCCGUCAAAGGCAAGCGUCCCGACUGUAAGCAAUUCAAGCGAUACACACCCUGUCUUCGCUGUACUAAGAUGGGGAAAGUAUGUAAUUUGAUCUAUGAGGGGAUGGGAAAACAUCCAAUGGAGGUUAGGAGGAAUCCGAAACGCAAGGCUAGGGCUGGACCUUCGUCUCCAGAUGUCCAAUAUCUUGGUACUGCUCAGAUGGCAUUCACUAUGGAUCCAGGACCUUCUACUCAACCUCCGUUUUUGUCUUCGAUGAUCCCUGACAGGUCUCCUGACCAUUCCCCAUUGGGAUAUGUGCCUACUUUCCCUUCUUAUCAUGCUCCUACGGUCAUGCAGAUGUCCGAACAUCUAGCCUUUCUCCACCAAUGGAACCAAGCAGCAACGGCUCAUGAAGACCACGCCCGUCUGACCCGCUGGCAGAUGAUCGCUCAAGUUCAGAACAUGAUCGAUGAUGCUAAGAAAGGCAAGGGGAAAGGAAAAGAGCGUGAGGAUGAAGAGGAUGAUGAGUGA